Molecule: messenger RNA, 2175 nt
Organism: Ornithorhynchus anatinus (platypus)
Lineage: Eukaryota; Metazoa; Chordata; Mammalia; Monotremata; Ornithorhynchidae
Gene: RSKR
Product: ribosomal protein S6 kinase related
Exons: 11
Coding region: 97-1500 (467 amino acids)
Biological process (GO): protein phosphorylation
Molecular function (GO): protein serine/threonine kinase activity; ATP binding
Source: RefSeq, a predicted model, not a curated record
CUCAUGAAUAAAGGGGCGGGCCGGGGGCCGGGCCUGUUUAUGUAACUGGGACAGAGCCGGAUUAGCCGGGAGGAAAGAGGAGGCACCGCGCCGGGAAUGGGAGCGGUGAGCAGUGGGCCGGCCCGCGGCCCGGGGGGGGCCCCGCAGGGGAAGGACCGGCGGGACACACCCGGUGGGGUGAGCGGUGCCUCCAGGAGCCGGGCGGGCGGAGGGCUCAGCCGCUCCGUCGGCUCUCAGCCGAACAGCGUCCCCCCAGCCCGGGGCCCCUGCGUUCGAGCCUGGAAGAGCCUCCUGUCGGGCGUGGGGGCCUCCGGGUCAGGCCUGAAGUGGCCACGGUGGGGGCGGGGGCCCCCGGGGCCCCCGCAGCCGGUCAUCCGGAUAACGGAGAGGCAGCCGAACGAGUGGCCGCUGCCGCAGUUCAUCUCGCUUUUCCUGCCCGAGUUUCCUCUCCGGCCCCCCUGGGGAGAGCAGCAGCUCAAGGUAGGUCGGCAGAACCCCAGCCAUAGGCCCCGGUGGCCCAAUUUAGUCUGUGAACUCAAAUGCGGAGGCCUGGCCCCUCUCCGCCUCCCACUCUAUCUCUCCUUGCAGGUUCUGGGGCUCGUGGCCAAAGGGUCCUUUGGGACCAUCCUCAAGGUGUUGGACCGUGGCCGGGAAGCCGUGUUCGCGGUGAAGGUGAUGCCCAAGGUAGAGGUCUUGCGGAGAGAUACCCUGCGGCAGUGCAAGGAGGAGGUCAGCAUCCGGCGCCAGGUCAGUCACCCGUUCGUCCACGGCUUGGGGGACAGCUGGCAGGGACAGCGACACCUCUUCAUCAUGUGCAGCUACUGCAGCACCGGAGACCUGCACUCCCUCUGGGCCACGGUGGGUUCCUUUGAUGAGGAGCCCAUCCGACUGUUUGCUGCUGAGCUGGUGCUGGUAUUAGGCUAUCUCCAUGACCUGGGCAUCACGCAUCGCGAUGUAAAGAUGGAAAAUAUCCUCCUGGAUGAACGAGGACACCUGAAGCUGACAGACUUUGGCCUGUCCCGCUACCUGCCCAGCGGGGGCCGAGCCUACACCAUCUGCGGGACCCUCCAGUACAUGGCUCCAGAGGUCCUGAGUGGAGGCCCGUACAACCAUGCUGCCGACUGGUGGUCCCUUGGAGUCCUCCUUUUCUGUUUGGCUACGGGAAAGUUCCCAGUGGCUGCUGAGAGAGACCACGUUGCCAUGUUGGCCAGUGUGAGCAGGUGUGACUACGCAGUCCCUGCCUCCCUCAGUCAGCCACUGUCACUCCUGCUCGGUGAGCUCCUGUGCCGGAACCCCUCCCUCCGUCUGCGCUACCUGCAUCGCUUCCGGGCUCACCCCUUCUUCCGGGGGGUGGCCUUCGACCCCGAGCUCUUGCAGAAGCAGCCCGUACCUCUCAUUUUAGAGGCGCGAGCCGCCCGGGCCCCGCCACCAGAACCGGAGACUUUUGGAGAUUUUGACUGUGAUUUGGUGGUCCCCCUGACCCGUCCCCACCCCGCUUGAACCUCCCUCACCCCGUUCCCGGGGCCAAGCCCCGUUUGGAACCUCAGGACUUUCACAGCUGCCAACUCAGGAACAACCCCUCUACUGCUCUGCCAACCCCUUCCACGCUGCGUCCCCCUUCCGCACCGGUUCCGCUCCACGUUGCAGCGAAGCUGCUCCUCCUCCAGCUGGAUGGAUACCCCUCUGCCUUCUGCUCGCUCGGCCUGGGCUCACACGGGGGGCUCUCGGCUCUACCGAUCGGGGGCCAGUGCUGCCCUGUCCUCCGACCCCGUGGAACCAACUUGAGACUCAGCCACACGGGCCCUGUGAUGACCAGCUCUCCGAAAGGGACCUAGUGGGAGAGGCCAGGCCUGGGUGACACGCUGGGUGGGCUCCUCCACCCCCCUCUGGUGCAGGUGGCCAGUUUUCAGUCAGGGCUGCCCCACUCCCUCUGCGUCCCUCCGGUUUCUCUGCCGCGUGACUCGGCUUCAGCAGUGAUGAACUUGGCACCGACACCCGGCAGCCCUCCUCAGAGCACGACGUCUUUCCCGGAGUUCGGGAACUUUGUUCUUUUCGGAUUUGUUGAAAACGAUUUUUCGAAGGACUGGGGAUUUUAACCAAUGAUGGGCAUUUUCAAAUUGGGGUGUGUGGCUCCCGUUAAUAAUGAACCUAAUAAAGGAAAUAAAGAUUUCAGAA